AUGGAUGAAGAGAAAACUGUGAAUGAAGAUGAAUUUAAGAAGUAUUGUAAGGAUGUAGCCACCACAAAACUUUGGGGUGGUCAGUUGGAAUUAAAGGCUCUAUCAAAUAUUCUCUCUUGUCCUAUAAAAGUUAUCCAAGCAAGUGGACCUCCAACAAUUCAAGGGGAAGGGCUUGAUGGGCCAGAAUUAAUUUUGACUUAUCACAGGUUUUUGUAUAGACUGGGUGAGCACUAUAAUUCUACUGAACAGGGGGGACCAAAACAGGAUGAUGAUGAUGAAGAUGAAUGUUAA
Molecule: messenger RNA, 291 nt
Organism: Brassicogethes aeneus
Lineage: Eukaryota; Metazoa; Arthropoda; Insecta; Coleoptera; Nitidulidae
Source: the annotation of a GenBank genome assembly